AUGGAUACCUCCGACCCUCUACUCAGUGAUCUGUGCUCUAUAUGCCAUGUGAACCCCCCAAAAUACCGCUGUCCACGCUGCUCUACCCGCACCUGCUCUCUUCCCUGCACACGGCGACACAAACUCUGGUCCCAAUGCUCCGGUGUCCGUGACCCAGCCGCCUACCUCAAGCGCAGUGAACUCGCCACCGAAUCAGCCUUCGACCGCGACUUCAAUUUCAUCACGGGCGUCGAGCGCUCGCUCGAGCGCGCCGAUCGAGAAGUCGAGAACCGGGGCAUUGAUCUUGCGCGGGGACAGAUUCCCGCCGACGGAGACGGAGAUGAUUUACAAGAUUCUGGGCCUGGGCGGAAGAGAAAGAUCCCGCAGCAGGGCCUUGUGAAGGGCGAAGCUGGGUUUUUGCGCCGUGCUGAGGCUGGUGCGGUGACGGUUAUUAGGGCGCCGAGGGGAAUGACAAGGAACAAGCUGAAUAAUUCGCGAUGGCAUCCGAAGCAUAAGUGUCUUAGCUGGUCGGUGGAAUGGAUUUCUGCGACUGGGGAGAAGAUUCUUCGGAAUUGUUUGGAGGGCCAGGGUAUUGGUGAGGCAUAUGAUCGUGGAUUUCCGCUGCCGAAGCAGGAGAAGAUUGCUUCGGAUUCUUUGAAGGAUGAAAAAACCGACCAGCAGGCGGAUGGUGUUGAGGCGGCGCAAAACUCGACGGACAUGGCCUUGUCUGCGACUGCGGCGGAGAAUGUCACUGAAUCUAAAGAAACGCAACCAAUUCAACCGGCACCACCGAUCCAAUUGUCGGACUCUGAGGCUGUUGAGAAUACCCCGGAAAUAGUGGAGGAGAAGUCGCAAGACCUACCGAUUGGCCCGCACCGUGGCCUAUACUUCUACCUCCACCGUCCACGAACGACACUCAAAAAGCCAGUAUUGGUACCGCUGGCUCCUUUGAUGACCCUUGCAGCUGCACUACGGGAGCGAACAGUCAUGGAGUUCCCUACGAUAUAUGCGCUACCAGAAUCCCCGGAAAAGCUACUCGCAGAGAAAGACACAGCUCCGUUUAUUAUGGAAGAAGAAUACAUACGCAUUGUUGGUCCCGAAGAAGCCAUUGGCAAAAGUGCGGACGCAGAGCAGGGCGAAGCCGAGGCUGGGCUUGAGGCUGAGGCCGAUGCUUCAGACUUGACGGGAGCCUCAGCUGAUUUGCUGACUGCGGAUGAGGCAAAAGUGCUGGAAGUGCUGAAGCACGAUCUGUUUGAACCAGAAACAUGA
Messenger RNA from Penicillium verhagenii, 1248 nucleotides. Its product is annotated as zinc finger HIT domain-containing protein. Gene Ontology annotation, biological process: snoRNA localization; box C/D snoRNP assembly; maturation of LSU-rRNA from tricistronic rRNA transcript (SSU-rRNA, 5.8S rRNA, LSU-rRNA). The transcript has 3 exons. Gene Ontology annotation, cellular component: pre-snoRNP complex; nucleus. Lineage: Eukaryota; Fungi; Ascomycota; Eurotiomycetes; Eurotiales; Aspergillaceae. The record is from RefSeq and is a predicted model, not a curated record. The coding region runs from base 1 to 1248 and encodes 415 amino acids.